AGGAUAUGAAUUAAACUAUUCUCAAAAUGUUACAAUUGCUAAUAAUUGCAUUUUCCCUUUUCGAUGCAAUUUCUUCUCAAGAUACUGAAUUUAUAGUAUGUGCUAAUUCAGCAAGAUCUAUUGCACUUGUACCUGAAUAUGAUGGUCCUAUUGAAUCUUAUCAAAAGUGCAAGACAACUGAUUAUUGUUAUACAUUUUGGUUAGAGGAUCCAAAUAAUGGCAGCAUUGUAGUUAUGGGGCAAGGAUGUUGGGAACUUCCUGGAACGCCAAAUGAAUGUGAACAUUCAGAAUGUAUAGCCAAUGCAAGGCCUUCAAAAGUAUUGAAUAACACCAAAUUCUGUUGUUGUAACAGAAGCAAAUGCAAUCUAAAUUUCAGUGAUGCCUAUGUGCCUGUAAAAGAACCUCCGCCAGAAGAUUUGCCUGUUAGACAUUCCAUUGAUUCUCUGAUAUAUAUUACAGUGGGUGCAGUCUUUUCGUUUUUCAUUAUGUUUUUGAUAACGGUGUCUUACUUUUGUUGGAAAAUGAAUUCGAAAAAAUGUGAUAUUGAAAAUUGCCAACAACCUCUACCUCCUCCUGCAGAAUACAGCUUGGAUAAAUUAAAAAUGCUAAAUAUAAUAGGUCAAGGACGAUAUGGAUCUGUCUGGCGUGGGAUAGUUGAAGACCAGGAAGUAGCCGUAAAGGUGUUUCCAGCACAUCAUCGAAACUAUUGUCUGAACGAACAGGAUAUGUAUAAAAUGGCAGGUGAAAAUUCUGGUCUUAUAAAAUGUUACGGCGGAGGAGAAUAUUCUGUCACGCCAGGAUCUAUCGAAUAUGUUUUGCUUUUGUCUUUAGAACAGGAAAGUCUUCAAGAAUACCUCAAGGCUCAUACUAUAGAUAUUCUAACUUUGGGGAAAAUGAGUUUAAGCAUAGCCAAAGGUCUUGCUCACUUGCAUAGUGAUUUAGGUAAAUACUGCAUAGCGCAUAGAGACAUCAACAGUAGAAAUAUUUUGGUGAGAUCAGAUUUGUCGUGUUGCAUUUGUGAUUUGGGAUUAGCAGUGAUUCCCAAAAGAACCGAAAAUAAGUCUAUAAGCGAGGCAGGAACUCUUAGAUACAUGGCGCCUGAAGUGUUAGAAGGAGCUGUAAAUCUUAGAGACUGUGAGAGUGCCCUUAAACAAAUUGACGUUUACGCCCUCGGUUUAGUACUUUGGGAGCUAGGAACGCGUUGUACUGAUAUGCAGAAUGCCGAGCCUUAUCCAUAUACUCCUCCAUUUGCCAAGGAGGCUGGAGAUAAUCCAACUUUAGAACAGAUGCAGGCAUUGGUUAGCCGAAAAAAAGUUAGACCGCUAUGGCCAGUAUCUUGGAAAGACACUGCAUCUGCAAGAUUACUUUGUGAAACAGCUGAAGAUUGCUGGGAUCAGGAUGCUGAAGCUCGCCUGACCGCUUUAUGUAUAGCUGAACGUCUUGUAGAGGUUCCAACUUUAAAAGGACGAAGUCUUCAUCCCUACCAUCCCCCUGCUAGUCCUACUCCACUUAUUAAUAACAAUCAUUUACAUGACCACCAGUUUGAUGCAUCUAUUAACACAAUUGAAACCCUUCUUUCGCCAUCCGAGGAGAAUUGUAAAAAUUCAAAUCAGCUUGCUGUAUGCGUAACUCCAUUACAGCCAUACCAGGGAAGAAAUCCAUGCUUGGAGAGAAAUUUAUUAUUAGGUUCAAGCGACAGUUUACUCAUUGAUAAAUCAUCAAAACAUUGUAGCGGUUCAGAAUCUCAAAAUUUAAUACCAAAUGAUUUUCUUAAUUUCCAAAUCAAUCAUAGAGCUACACCCAUUCCGUAUUUGCAAAAUGCAGUUUACGGUAUGCCUAAACAGCAAAAUGAGUCUUACAAAGUUCCCUCGAAAUCCAUAUUUAAAUGGAACGGUUUUAAGAAUUUUUUAAACAGUAAAAGAAAUUCUGGACAAGCAGGAUUGUGUAAAGAUACACAGGUAAAAUUAAACAGCAAAGUAAUAAAUGGAUUCGGUCAAAAUGGAGUAACUACAUCUUUAUUACACACAGAAAAUGAAACCGUUAGACCAUCAACUUUAGCAAUUAAACCAGUUGACAACUCCAAUUCUUGCGGUGUAUCUCAGCUUUUAAAACGAGAAAAUAACCUUUCUAGACAACGAUCUUUAGAUCAUUUCAAUGAGGUAUUUUCUUCAACCGGUGAUUUGUCAAGACUGAAAGACCCUUCCCAAAGGGUCAAAACUCCUGGUGAUGUACCACCUUCAGUGCGUCGUACUAGAGGUAAAGCCGCAACUGAAUCUGCAAGAUUUUCUUUAUAUGAUGACAGAAUGAUGGGGCAUACCCACUGGGGCAGCGCUCCUGAUCUGGACUCACAGAGGCAACAAACAAAUACAGCACAAAUAAGUGAAGCACAGGAUAAAGAUAGUGUAAGUAGUUUUUAAAAAACAAAUUUUGUAAUAUAGGUAGAUAUAUCAAAAUAACUUGUUAAUUUUAAUGUGCUAAGGUUGUGAAUACAAUUUAAGCGUUGUUUUAAGUGAUCUUUUACUUUAUAGAAUUAAUUCUAUAUAUUUGUUUUUGCCCUAUUUUUAAGGUACACGUAUAACUAAAAAAAGAUUUCAUGCGAAAAAUAAUUAUAUUUAAAAAACCGAGAAGUUGAAUAUAACCGCCAUUAUAUUUGGUUAAACUCUUUAUGGAGUGUAUUCUGUAAACAUUUCCGUUAAAUUUAAUAUUCUCAUAAAAUUUAAUUUCUAACAGUUCCUCUAAAACUUUUAGGUUAGAUUGACAUUCUAUAAAGACAUAAUAUAGAGGACUGAUAAAAUAAAUUUUUUUAGAGGAAUCCUCUAAAAGGAUUUGAAGUAAAGACGGCAGCGUUGAUGGUCUUUAAACUACUUUUAACGUAGAAAUUGACAAAAAAUGAAAUUGACAGUUUGUUAGGAAAUGUUUGUUAGUGUUUCCAGAUCUACUGAAAAAUCAGUAUUUUUUAGACAUUAAAACAAUAUUUUUUUUGACAUCCUGUAUAAAAGGUUAACGUUUAUAUUGCUGAAUAGAGAAUUAAGUAACCUUUCAAAUGAGCUAGCACACGACCCCUAUUCCCCUAAGUAAAUAGGGCAAAAACGAAUAAAACGCAUUCUUGUUAAAAAAUAAUAAAAAUGUGUUUAUGCUAACAGUAAUAUAUUAAGAAUAUAUUAUAUAAACAAGAAAAACUUCAGAUUUUCGACCAAAUUGGCACCAAACUAAAUUAUGUUUAAAUUAUACUAAAUUAUAUUUAUAAUAUUUUUUAUUUUUAUUGUUCCAAAGCGAUUUUCGGGGCAUUUUAAUUACUAUAAUGGUAAUUAACCACAGUUAUAUAAUGGGAAAUACUCUUAAUUGAUUGGAAUUAAAAGUGUCGGCCUCUAGGUCGAGAGUCGUCUUCAAAAUACAAAUUUUUGUGGCUUCCAAAUUGAAGACCGAAACAUCCUACUGUACAAUGUAAACUAACCAUAAUUGUAAAGUUUGAACUAAUUUGUUUGAUGUUUUGGUGUUCAAGUCAGAAGAUGUUUUCAAAAUUCAUGUCGUUAUUUUUGUGAUCAAAUUUUAUGUAGCUUCGCUCUAUUUUUGUUCAAAAUGUAAACUGGAACAAUCCAAUUGGGCAAUGUAUUGCGUAAUGAUUGAAAUCGAGUUGAUAAUGCUUAUGGAUGACACUUUUUAUUUCAUUUCUUUUUGGUAUGGGUUUCUAAUUUGUUGUGAACGUUUUUUUUUGCAUUUUUUUAAAUAUAUUUUAUUACGUAUAUUUCAUCUUGGUUUUAUUUCAGCAAAAUCAGUGUUAAAUCGGGGGAUCGGGGUGGUAUGGCAUCUAUUCAUUAUUUAUUCAAUGAAUUGUGCCUCCGAUCUUCUCAGAUCCUUUUAAUAUUACUAUUAUAAGAAUGUUUUUUUUCUAUGCGUAAUAAUAUCAAAAUUUAUGCUUUAUGACGUUGUUAUUAGUUUACUUUCAGUUUUAUUUCAGUUCUUUAAUAGUUUUCCUUAAAAAUUGGUUAGGUAGUUAGUUGUUGAAACUUCGGAAAUCUGAAGUUAUUUUAUCGUAAUUUGUACCAUAUUACAAAUACAUUGACUUAAUAUAAGACUUUUAAUUUGUACGUUUUUUAUAUUUUAUUUGAAUACUUACAAAUUUACGACUGCUUCGAGAUGUUUUCUUGUGUUUUUAUUAUUAGGUAUUUAAAGAGCAUGUUUAGUUAAGUUGUUUCUGUCUUUUCUUUCAUACUUGUUUCGCUAACUACAGUUUGUGAAUAAAAUUAUUUCCCUCGCCCCUCAAUCACUAUUAAUAAUACUACAUUUUUCACUACAUAUUAACAAAUUAACCAAAGAAGUAUUUUAACUUUUUAUGGCAGUAAAAGAAUAAAAAUCUUUGUCAUUCUGUUACGUUGGUUAAUCAAGAAUCAUAAUAUGGUUUCCACCAAAUAUGCAAUCUAGCCUAAAAUACUAAUAUAAAACUUACCUAAUAGUUUAGUUUUAUUGUAACACAUAAACGUUACAGUGGAUACAUUAAAAUUAUUUGCUUAUUAAAUCCUGGAGAACAUAUCAGUAAUUCUUUGUUUUACCUCGUUAAUACUUUCCGUUCGAUUAUUAUUAGCUUUAACCUUCCGAUGACCAACCUUUUUUUGUUACACGGAUGACCAAGGGGGGGAAAAUGACCCCAGGUCAAAAAUGUCAAAAAUGACAAUUAACAAAAAAAUGAAGUUUUUUUUUUUAAUUUUUUUUUAAAAUUUUUUUUUAUGGCAUGGACUUUAUGUCAUUCAGCCAGUCACAACAUGAGUAUUAGUGUCACGUGUAGUGUGUAUGUUGAGUAAGUGUCUUGUUGCUUUGCAAAGUCUACGUCAUUAGCGUAAAACUAUUUGGAAUUAUGCAUAAUAGACGGUAUUUUACUAAACAUCAACUUCAGAAUAUAUUUUUUAUUCGUAAAAUAUAGGAAAUUUUUUUAUUUCAAAAUAUGAGGAUAUCUAGAAUGAUAUUAAAGUCAAAUAAAAAAAUAAUGGGUUAAAAAUUGAAAAUACUUUUGAAUUUAUUAAAGAAAAACAUACGCUGGGGUCACAAUUUCCCCCGCUUGGUCAUCCGAAGGUUAAGUAAUUUCACAAAAACUAAUUAAGCGAUGUUAAAUCGGGAGGUCGAGGUGGCAUGGCACUUUUAUUCAUUAUGGAAUCACCCUCAGAUACCGUUACCAUUACUGUUAUAAGAAUAAUUCUUUCUGUUUUGAUGGAUUUCCAAAUCGAUAUUUACUGACGAUAUUUAUGCAGAUUUUCAUCAUCCUAACAUCUAAUUGUUUUCUUCAUCAGCUUCACGGAUCCUGUCUGCGAUAAGAACAUGCUUUAUGUUAUAUUUUGUUUUUCUAUGUUGCUAAUGGUAGACUGAGAAAUGGUGAGCUAUGGUGUGAAUAUGUAUUAUCGAGUCAUUCACAACCUUACGAAUUCGUGUAUUAUUUACACGAACCAAGCUUGUCAUUACAGAUUUAUAUUCCCGGAUUUUCGAAAAAUACACUAUGUAUAAAAGAAUGUUCUAUUAAAUAUCAUUUAGUAGUUA
Messenger RNA from Diabrotica virgifera virgifera (western corn rootworm), 5526 nucleotides. It is a transcript of the gene wit, whose product is annotated as bone morphogenetic protein receptor type-2. The transcript has 10 exons. Gene Ontology annotation, molecular function: ATP binding; transforming growth factor beta receptor activity. The coding region runs from base 27 to 2417 and encodes 796 amino acids. Gene Ontology annotation, cellular component: plasma membrane; signaling receptor complex. Gene Ontology annotation, biological process: cellular response to growth factor stimulus; protein phosphorylation; BMP signaling pathway. The record is from RefSeq and is a predicted model, not a curated record. Lineage: Eukaryota; Metazoa; Arthropoda; Insecta; Coleoptera; Chrysomelidae.